Alnus glutinosa is the source of this 1288-nucleotide messenger RNA. RefSeq lists its product as uncharacterized. The coding region runs from base 119 to 937 and encodes 272 amino acids. Lineage: Eukaryota; Viridiplantae; Streptophyta; Magnoliopsida; Fagales; Betulaceae. The transcript has 9 exons. Gene Ontology annotation, cellular component: nucleus. Gene Ontology annotation, molecular function: nucleic acid binding; 3'-5' exonuclease activity. Gene Ontology annotation, biological process: rRNA processing. The record is from RefSeq and is a predicted model, not a curated record.
AGGUGGGGACUGGAGACCGAAUCCGUGAAGUGACGUCGUUUGUACGAGGGCGCAUCUAUACGUUUUUCUCUGUGAACUCUCCGGCUAGAAGAGAGUAAAGAAACUCAGAGAAGAAGACAUGGGAAGCCAACCGAAGAAGAACCCUAAUAAGCAGCUACAGCUUAACCCCAAUUGGGCUCAACUCCAACAAAAGCUGAAUGUCCAUAACUCAAAGCCUCCAAGACCCUCAAACAACUCACAAAACGAAAACCCAAAAACCAUUCUAGGGAAGCGUAAGGAGAGACCGGAUGCAGAGUUAAAUGAUUCUCAGAUCAAUCCUCUUACUCCAAUUAAUGAUGAUUUCAGUCUGACAGAUGUGGUAGCCAUGGAUUGUGAAAUGGUCGGUGUUGGUCAAGGAAACAAAAGUGCCCUUGGACGAGUUACUCUGGUUAAUAAAUGGGGAAAUGUUGUAUAUGAUGAGUUUGUUCGCCCGGUUGAUCGUGUUGUUGACUUCCGUACUGAAAUUAGUGGCAUUCGACCCCGUGAUUUGAGGAAAGCAAAAGAUUUUCGGGUUGUUCAGAAGAGGGUGGCAGAGAUAGUUAACGGAAGGAUUCUUGUGGGACAUGCCUUGCACAAUGAUCUCAAGGUACUUCUAUUAAGUCAUCCCAAGAAGGACGUGCGGGAUACCUCAGAAUAUCAAACUUUUCUCAAGGAAAGGGGCAGAAGAGCCCUGCGGCAUCUUGCUGCUCAGUUUCUCGGUGUUCAGAUCCAAAAUGGGGAGCACUGCCCUAUACAAGAUGCUCGUGCUGCAAUGCUGCUUUAUCAGAAAAAGAAAAAAGAGUGGGAAAAGAGCGUUAAAGAUCAAAUACGGCUCAAACUGAAACAGAAGAAGCGCAAGCCGAAAAAGAAAGCAAAGCAGGGAGACGUUAUGAUUGACGAUGCCCCAACUGCAUUGUAGCAUUGUCUGCCCAUUGAUACGUGAUGCUUAUUUCCCGGCCCCUAAACUUUUUGAAAGCCGACUAUCAAGGGGCUUUAUUCAAAACCACUAGCACAUUUCUCGUCCAUAAUAUUCCGAAGGAAGAUUAAAGAGGAUACAAUACCUAGCUACUAACACCAACACCACCUAACAGGGAUACACAUAGAAGAGCUAAUCUUGCUAUUUAGCUGGUAAUCUUGCAUGUGGAAAAAUUAUAAUUUUAUUAUCAUGGGUGAGCAAAUGCUUGUGUCUGCUGUCCAGUUUUUGGAGAUACAUUAUUUACACACUAUUGGUGAGAAAUCUACCAAACAGGAUAAAUGUGAUUUUCUUAUU